This is a messenger RNA of Polypterus senegalus (gray bichir), 9547 nucleotides long. RefSeq names its product proline-rich coiled-coil 2A (gene prrc2a). Gene Ontology annotation, biological process: cell differentiation. The transcript is spliced from 26 exons. The record is from RefSeq and is a predicted model, not a curated record. Lineage: Eukaryota; Metazoa; Chordata; Cladistia; Polypteriformes; Polypteridae. Bases 252 to 7142 code for a protein of 2296 amino acids.
GACGUUCUGGCGUCUCCAGUAGCCGUUGACGGCUCCUCCGGAGUGGUGACGGUUUGAUCUGUCUCUCAUUCUUUUUUCCCCCCUUUUUUUGUUUAAUAAUUUCAAUUUGGCCCGUUUCUUAAACCCGGCUAACUUCAAUUUUAAUCCAUAUUUUCACACUACAUUAGAGACACCCGGCAGGACGAGCCCAGAGAGAGGCACGUUUCCAGGGGUGUAGAAGGAACCACCGUACUCAAUGACCUUCCAGCGCGAUGUCCGAUCGUUUGGGGCAAACUGCAAAGGGGAAGGAUGGAAAAAGCAAGUAUUCAUCGCUCAACCUCUUUGAUACUUAUAAAGGAAAGACCUUAGAAUCACAGAAACCUGUUGUUGCCCCUCGUCAUGGCUUGCAAAGUCUUGGUAAAGUUGCCUCUGCUCGGCGAAUGCCACCUCCUGCCAACCUGCCAAGUUUAAAAGCUGAGAACAAAGGAAAUGACCCCAACAUUUCAUUAGUACCUAAAGACGGAACAGGAUGGGCAAGCAAGCAAGAAACUCCAGACCCAAAGAGUACCGAUGUGUCAUCAGUACCGCAGCAGGAAUCGCAGCAGCCUCUGGCUUCACAGACACCUGCCUUGAUCCAACAGAAACCAACGCCGGUGCCCGAGAGUUCAGUUUCUUCAGCAGUAGGCGGAGCAAGAUCCUGGGCACAGGCCAGUGCUAUGCAUGGAACACAAGGAGAUGGUGGAAAGGGAUUAAACCAACCAUCGCCAUUCUCUCGCGAGGAAUUUCCUACCCUGCAGGCGGCUGGGGACCAGGACAAAGCUGGCAAAGAACGGGACAUUACAGAUCAGUCGUAUGGGCCCGGACCAAGCCUCCGCCCCCCAAAUGUAACCAGCUGGCGGGAGGGUGGUGGUCGUGCUUUAACUUCGAUCACACCCGGGGAAGGGGGAGAGGGAUGCGUUCCAGGAUCAGGGGGAGAAGUGGAAAGUGUUCCACAAAACCUUGGAGGCCCCCCUGUACCUCCUGCCACUGUAACUUCACAGAGAGCACCAGAACAGCAUCCUUCUAGGAAUCCCCCUGCCACCGCCACUGCGGGCCUUGCACUUCAGUCACAAGGAGUCCCGCCACAGUUUCCCCCUUACAGGGGCAUCAUGCCACCAUUUAUGUACCCUCCGUACUUACCCUUCCCUCCUCCAUAUGGACCUCAGGGACCAUACAGAUACCCUUCACAAGCAGAGGCACCCAAUAGAUUCCCACGUGUGACAGGACCCACUGGAGGAGGUCCUCGACAGGCACAGACCCCUAGGGUUACAGAAGUGAUAAAGCGUCCUUCAAUCCUUAAGCAGGAUGAUUUAAAGGAGCUUGAUGAAUUAGACCAUGAUGGGGACGAAGGAUGGGCAGGGGCUCAUGAGGAAAUUGAUUACUCUGCAAAGCUGAAAUUCAGUGAUGAUGAAGGGGAAGAGGAGGUAGAAGAUGACAAGGGAGAGAGUAAUGCUAACUGGGAAUCUCCAGAAUUGCGUCCCCAGGAACCGCAACGCUCACGCAGUGCAGACUGCACAGGUGAAAGUCGGAAGAGCACUUCCAGUGAGGAGACUCCUCAAAUCAAAUGUGCCUGGACAGAAGAAACAAGAGAACAAGUCACAAUACCUGCACAGCAGUCUCAAAUCCGAGCAGGAGGAAGCAAUUGGGGACAUCCUAAUGAUUAUCAGGAAAGGCCAGUGAACCAAGUUUCUUCCAGUCAAAAAGGUACGCAUGUGACCCAGACUUUACCAGUUCAGGGUGCUGCACCAAUGGUAACAGGAUCUGCUGGAGGUGAGGAUGAAGAUGAAACAUGGCGGCAGCGUAGGAAGCAGUCAUCUUCUGAGAUAUCUGCAGCAGUGGAGAGGGCUCGUCGCCGCCGUGAAGAAGAAGAGAGGCGCAUGCAAGAAGAGCGCAGAGCAGCCUGUGCUGAGAAGCUCAAGAGACUUGAUGAAAAAUUUGGUGAGAAGCAGCGUCAAGAAAAAAAUGGCAGAACAGCAUCUACAGGAGGAGGAGAUAAUGGAGUUACUGUAGUUAACACUGUUAGUCCUGUCCCACCACCUACUGAGUCGGAGAAAGAGAUACAGGAAGCAGCGCCAGUGAUUAUUAUUAAUCACAGGCAAAGAGCUAGCAGCAGCAGCAGUAGUUUUGACUCCAAUCCAGCUGAACCCCAGCCACCUCCCCCCAUACAACAAGAGGUGAAUGAAGUAAAGGAGGAGACAUCUGUGAGUAGGGUAAGCGAGAGUUCCAAAGCUGAAAUAGCACAGACUCGUCAAGUGAUAUCAACACAAAGCUACUCCAAGUACCAAAAGUCAUUGCCUCCCAGAUUUCAGAGGCAGCAGCAGGAGCUAAUGAAGCAAUGGCAGCAGCAACACAGUCAGCCAGCACAGAGCCAGCUACCUCUGCCUGGCCCUUCUCAGCAUCAGACUCAAAUUCAGACUCCUCCAAAUGCUCCUCAACAGAGCAGUCAGGGCCCAGGUUGUCCUGGAGCAGGUCUGACUCUGGCCACAGGUCCACAAGGUGCUCCUAAGCAAACUAUGUAUCCAGGUUCCAUAGGAAGAGGCCCGCCUCUGCCCCACAUGAAUUUCGACCCACGUUGGAUGGUUAUACCGCCAUACAUGGACCCUCGUAUGAUUCAGGGGCGACCUCCACCAAUGGAUUACUUUCAGCCUGGCAUGCAUCCUUCAGGUAUGAUGGGUCGCGAGCGGUCAGACAGUGGUGGCUCUGGAUCAGAUCCUUUUGACAGACAUCCCACAUUGUUGCGUGACAGAGGAACUCCUCCUGUUGACCAAAAGAUGGCUUGGGGGGCUGAUGUUUUUGGAGCAACUCCUGAAGUCCGACCACAUGGGUCUCCAUUAAGACAGCAACAUGAAGAUGAAGAUAAAGGAAUGAGGAGUGACACUCCUCCUAUUCAUCUUCGAGAUGGAAGCUUGCAGCCACCACCUCCUCCACCGCUUCCCCCUCCUCCUCAAACAUCUCAGCAUCAGCAACAUCACCACCACCUUUCCCAGGGCCCACCUCAGCAAGCUGCACCUGCGCAAUCUUUCAUGGGUGGACGUAAUUUUCAGCCUUUUCCAGAAAAUGGCAGUCGACCUCCACGGGGCACAGCUAUACACCAUUUCUCACACGAAGAAGGUCCUCCAAGGUGUAACUCAGCCGGUGUACCCAGUACUCUUUGGGGUGGAACUCAUCCCCUUCAAACCACAGAAAGUAACCUAAGUGGAGGUCGAAAUGGACACACAGAUUUGUCCCAGGAGCCCCAACUGCAGACUCCCAUUGUAUCUAUUGCUUCAUCUGCUUCUGGCCUUUCCAGGGAGAGUGCUGAAACACAGAAAGUAGACAACUGCAGAGAAACAUCUAAUAAAAGUAAGGUUGAUAUAUGCAGAGAUGAACCUUUACAAAACAAACAUCCACCAGCUCAAAUUAAUCAACAAGAAGAAAUAGGAGGAAGAAAGUCUGAAAAAACUACCAGCACAAAUGCUGGUAGCACUACACCCCAUCACCACCAUCACCACAAACCGCAACGCAACAGAGAACAUAAAACUGAGACCCAUUGGGGUCCUCGGCCAGGUAGUACUGCCACAAGUGGCAGGAGAAGUGGUGGAGCUGGAGUAGAGGAAACUGGGCAAAACUUUGCAGCAACUGCAGGACCUGGUGGUGAUAAGCCUCAGCAGAAUCAGUUACAGAUUAAACGGGCAGGUCCAAUCAAACGUCCAAUUUUGAAGGAGCUGAAACGUGAGGGAGAGGGGGUUUUGGAAGAAAAGUGUAUAAAAGAAAAAGAAGAACCACCUCAACAGCUGCUAUCAGUUCCUCAGCAACAACAGUCAUCCUCAAAAUUAGGAGUCUCUGAUUCAAAUUCUGCUCCAAUUUCUAAUAAUAGAGAUGAACAGAAACAAAAAAAUGUUGCAAAAGAACGUUCUGGAAAACCUGGAAAGGAUAAUGAUGGAUAUUCUGUUGGACGUCGUGACAGAGAGAGAGAUCGUGAACGAUCUGAUGAUAGGGGUGUGGGUGGUGGAGGUUAUCCAACUUCAAGAGGUAGCAGGGGUAGUCGAGGAAGGGGUGGUGAGUAUUAUGGUCGAGGACGUGGCUAUCGAGGAGCAUAUGGUGGGAGCCGAGGAAGAGCUGGUAGUCGUAGCAGUCGCGAAUACAGGGGGGGAGGAGGAGGAAGUACUACAAGUUGUCAUCAGGACUCAUUUUACAAAGGGUUAGAUGGUGAAAGUGGACGAACUACACAGUCUCAACCAUCCCACAAUGCAGGAUUUAGAACUCGCAAUCGCAGUGAGACACGAAGUGAGGGCUCAGAGUAUGAGGAAGUGCCCAAACGUAGGAGGCAGCGGGGCUCAGAAACUGGCAGUGAAAGUGCAGCCAGUGAUUUGGCACAUUCAGAUAAAGAAGAAAGAAAGCCCAAGACUGGUACAGCUGUAGUAGUUGGGACUGGAGCAACACAACUAUCAGCAGGUCAUCAGCAGCCUCAAAGCACAGAAUUGUCACCACAGCAAAGUAUUCCUAAUUCUCGAAAUCCUGGAGGAAGAGUCUUUACCCCAAGAGGUGUGCCCUCACGAAGAGGUCGUGGAGGCCUAUACAGAGGAGGAGCCGGGAGCAGACCACCACCUGCUGUUUCUGCUACCACUUGGGGCCAUGUUUCAAAAUCUAUUUCAUCAUCAAAUAGAAAACAGUCACAUCAAUCUUUAAAUCAUCAGCAACAAACUCCCCACUCUUUGAAAGAAAAUAAAGAUACAAAAAAUGAUAAACGAACAACAGAGAAAAUUGAGCAAGCAUCUCUGGUUCCACAACAGCAGCCUCUUGUUAAUCCAAACCCUAACCCCUCACUUAUCCAUAACGAAAAGCUCCCACCACGCUCGUUUGAAAGACCUCCACGUCGAAGACGUCAAGGCAGGUCCCAGCACCAGCAGGACAAGCCUCCUCGUUUUCGUAGACUAAAACAGGAACGGGAAAAUGCUGCACGAAUGAAUGGAGAACAGCGUAAUAUUUCUGGACCAGUGCCUGCUCCCCAACAAUCUUUGUCACAGCAUACUCAGCCUAAUAUGCAGCAUCAAACAUUAAAUGCAGCAGCUUCACAACAGCAAGAAACUGGCAACAGUUCUAGUAUCCUUCAUAGUAACAGCAACAGUGGUCCUCAUAAUCAUCAUCCAUAUCAGUCUGUUUCACAACAGCAACACCAAAUUCCCAAGGAGCCUCUUCGAAGCCCAGUAGGAACAAAGUCCCCUGAUCUUUCCAACCAGAACUCUGACCAAGCUAAUGAAGAGUGGGAAACUGCUUCUGAGAGCAGUGAUUUUGCUGAUCGCAAGGAAAAGGAAGGUCCUGGUGGAGGUAGACCACAUCAUCAUACAAGUGGUGGUAGUGGUGGUCAGAGAGGAAACAUGGAAAUCUCCCCCAAAGAUGCGGCUGCAGCUGCUGCUGCUGCUGCAGCAGCCAAGCGAAGUUUCUCCAGUCAGAGACCGGGAAUGGAAAGGCAAAACAGAAGGUCAAACCCAGGAGGAGGUGGAGGGGGUAGACCUGCACGAACCGCAGCUGGUGGUCCUGGUAGCAGCAACAGCAGCAGCAACCGUGGCGACAAACGCAGCGUCAAUUGGCCGUCGCCGAAAAACAGAAAGCCUACAGGAGAUCGCUCUCCUGGCAUUAACCCUCCAGUUCCUCCCACCAGUAGUGCAGUGUAUCGGCUGGAUAGAGUGGUGCCAUCUGAUGCCUCAGCCAUUCAGCGGGCAAUUGCAGAAGUUCAGGCUCGCCAUGUCUUACAACUUCCAGGCUGUAAAGAUUCAGUGCAAAGAAGUUAUCCUUAUGAUCCUAAGUUCUUCAAAAAUCCAAAAGUUGGUUUUUACCACAUUCAGUCACAUUGCAAACCAAAAACUUUGACUGGCAGAUGUGAGCUGCUACAGGAAUCUUUGGGGUCUCUUCAAUCUGCUUUACCAGAAGGUCAGAAUAAAGAUGACAGGCUGGUGUUGUCAAAAUUAACAUCAAGCAAGCUGGAAUCUCACAGCUGGAAAACAUCAGAUACAGGGGCCUCAGUUGUGACCUCUACUGCCAUAAUGGAUCCUUGGCUCAAGCCUCUGGACAUGUUUGAGGAUAGUAUUGAGGUAAGCCAGUCAGACAGUGGUGUUGACAUUGGCAGUGAUGUCACAGAUUGUUCAAGUAGCUCAAGCCAGAGAGGUUCCCCUCAUUGUAGUGUGGCACCUCACCUUUCUGUUGUGGACAAUAGUGGAAAUUCAUCUACUGGUGAGCAUUUGUCUCUAAAGGAAAGGCAGAAGCCAAACAGUCUACAGCCUGGAACACCGAUUCAACCGGAACAUUAUGGACCUGUCACAAAUCAUCACCAAUUUCAGAGUCAGUCUCCAGGAACUUCAACAAGUUUAUCUCCUUAUGAACCUUCCAUGCAUCUAAACACUGCUUAUCCUACUCAUUCACAUGAUUUUCGAGCUCCACAGCACUACAUUCAGCCAGCUGUCAGCCUUUCUCCAUCCGUAAAAGGAAGCCAGUAUGCAAUGAAUAGUGUUGCAUCACAUUCUUCUGUCAGUCCUGCUACUCAAAUGAAGAAUGAUCACUUUUUGCAUCCAGGACCUAAUUCUCUUACUCCAGUUCUUUGCUCAAGCCCCACACCUCCAGUCAAAACCAGUGGGUACACUCUGGGCACAUUGACCCACUUCCCUACAGAGAUGACCAAAGCUAUGUCCUAUUCUGGAACCGGCUAUAUGUACACCCCACAGCUCUGUAGAAGUUCUUCUAUGGUUGAUGCCCGUCUUAUGCAGGUCCUGGUUCCCAUGCUAGAGUGCCCUAUGGCAGCAUAUGGUGCACCCACUCUGCCGUCUUCAUUUAAUUCACAUAGUCCCUUGACAUCUUCGCCUCAUGGAGUACCACAGCUUUCUGCUAUGGAGUUAAACUCUCUUCAGAUGCCCAGACGGCAGGCACCAUUUCCCCAGCUGUUUGGGCGAAUUUACAAUGCUGCUCCUCUCACUCCCUCAAUGGCAGUAGCGGAGACAAAUUCACGACAGGUGGUGCGAAGGUCCCUUGAUCAACAGAUGAAUCAAAGUAACAUAGACGGAGAAAGAGCAUCUCAUGUGGCCAGAGACUGGCAAUCCAUGCUAGGGGUCCAUUCAAAAUCUGAGACGCCACCUCCUCAAAAACAGAAUUAGUUAUUCACCAAAUGUUGGAUGACUAAUAGAUAAGUAGACUGAAAUGCAGGUUAACAUUAAGGGAUGAAAAAUUGUGCACCCUCUGUGAGACCUAUUUAUAGGUCUUUGAUAACUGACUUAAAUAAGUAAUGAGAAUAAGAUGGACAGAAGGGGAAGCCGAAUUCCCUAAAUUUAUACGCAGACCCAAAGAUGAGCAUCAACAAAAGAUUUUUAUUGUUUGAACUUAAAUUAAAUAUAACCAUAGAUGUUGCAGUCAACGUAUCCUGGCGUUUUACUAGCUGAUCCAAAUUGUGUAUGUUUAAUAAGAAAGAGGUUUUAUUUGUGAUAUGUAAUGUUACAGGGAGAACACCAUUCUCGAUACUUAUCAAAUUAAUCUUUUUUUUUUUCUUUUGUUUUUGUCAAACCUCCCCAAUUUACAGUUCAACUCACGACGAGUGACAAAAAACUCGAAAUUCAAUAACAUGUCCGUAGUGCAACUUUUAUAUAAAGUACAAUGACCUGUUAGUAAAGCAGAUGCAGUAGAUAACUGGAUCUGCUACCAUCUUUCACAUUUUAAAUGAUAUAGCACUAGGCGAGGAUGAAGUUCUAUUGCAAGAAAUCCAGUCUCCUAACCUUUGUAUACCAGUUGCUCACUCCAUCUGAAAAUAAUAAAAAUGAAGAAGCAGUGGAGGUGUGGGUGCGGAUGUUUGUGUGUAUGCCGUGCAGAUGUAUGUAAGAAUGUAAAUAUCUCUCCCCUCUGAUGUAUCUUGAAGAACACUCAUCAAAAAAGCAUGUACACAAGCUUUUUGGAAGAAUGUGGGAAUCAGGACCAUCGUGUGUGUUUGUAUGCAACACCUGCUGGGGUAAUUGUUAUGGUUUUGUCUUUUCAUAAAGUUCACUAGUGUAUGAAGCUUGAUGAAGCUUUGCAGGAGUGUUUGUCGUCUUGCAUUUUUCUUUGCAAUGCAUAUGUGGGUCCCAGUAAUGAUGAACUGUAGAUUCUCGAAUACUGCUGACAUAGGCCAUAGGAAAGCCAACAUAAAAAGUAAAUAUAGUAACAUAUGCUAGAACUAGUUACUGCAAAUAUUAUGAAUAUGUACUACAGGCGUAUUCCAUAUUAAAGAUUGGGACAUAUUAUUUCUAACAAAUUAUUCCUGCAGAGUUCCAUCACAUAAGAAUGUAAAUUUAUUGGGAGCAGUCUGCCUCCAAAGAUGAAUUAUUUGUCUUAAUUGCUUAUCUUAAAUAUGAAGUGAAAUAAGGAGCAUUGAUGAUUUACAAUUUAUGUCUAUAUCUUUUUCCAUAAAGCUUUUCAGACUUCUCAGUUUUGUUUUUUUUUUUUUGGUAAACGAAGUCACUGAUGCAAGAUUUCAUGGCUACAUGCAUCUAACAUAAGCUUCCCAGACAACUCACCUUGAUUGUGUUUUAUUUAUGAACCAUAUUUUUUCACUCUGUUUUUGCAUUAUUGCUAAUUCACACCAGAUCUCUUAAAGAUUACUGGGCACUCCCCCAUUUAUAAUUAAACUGACUAAAAACUAUUUAAGUUUUAGUUUUGUUUUUGUUUACCAAGUUAGAAAACUGUGAAUGUAGUUGCAGCUGUUUUGUGCUUUCUUCCAUGAUUGAUUAAAAUGUAUCACCUAUUAGACCCACUAACUACUAUCCCAUUAAGUUCAGUGUUCAUAACAUUUUAUUAUAUUGCAACAAGCUCAUUAAUAAUGCACUCUCCAUUUGCAUGUUCAUGACAGUUGUCUAGAAUGACAGCUGCUUAGAGUUGAGUCUAUAGGGAUUGAAAAUUCUGUUGCUAAACUGUUUAAAGUGGAAACUCUCAAGCAAGUGUCCACAUUAGAAAUAUUUGGGAAGGAAAGUAAGUGGAAAAUUACACCAAAGUAUUUCCAUAAAUAAAUGAAUAUACAGAAAUGUCUGAGUCUAUUGAGUCUGACAUAGGACUUGCAUUUAAGACAGACACGUGUCUAGUAGCAUUGCUAUUGUUCACUGAAGAUUAAUCACUUGAAGGGUGCAUUCACCACAACGUGCAAUUCUUUUAAUCAUUACUAGUCAGCAUGGUGGACAGAACCCACAGAGAAGGCUGCAUUAAUGCAAUGUUAAUGUUUAUUUUAUUUUUGUUGCAUUAAGAAACACCUGGUUUUGAGACAAGAUGUGUAAAGUUGGUGAACAAGCAUUCGAUUAAACACUUGAACUUUUUGAUCUCCCUAAGUUGUCACUGAGUUAUUGGUCAAAAAGGAAUCGAAGAGUUAAUGCACGGUAUUGCUGAGACCUGUCAAAUACGUUUUGUUUUUCUUCUUCUUGAGUGGGGGCUAUAUUUUGAGUGUCAAUUUUGUACAGUAUACUGAGUUAUGGUCCACUGCUGUACGCUAGUACUGUAUGUGAAAACUGAAUGCAAAAUUUGAAAUAAAUAUAAAAGUCAAUAUUAA